This is a messenger RNA of Rhipicephalus microplus (southern cattle tick), 10882 nucleotides long. RefSeq names its product Na[+]/H[+] hydrogen exchanger 1 (gene Nhe1). Gene Ontology annotation, cellular component: membrane. Lineage: Eukaryota; Metazoa; Arthropoda; Arachnida; Ixodida; Ixodidae. The record is from RefSeq and is a predicted model, not a curated record. Gene Ontology annotation, biological process: regulation of intracellular pH; potassium ion transmembrane transport; proton transmembrane transport. Gene Ontology annotation, molecular function: sodium:proton antiporter activity; potassium:proton antiporter activity.
UGCGGUGUUCGCAGACGUUUCGUUCGUGGUUUCUUGCUUUUGCUGCAGUACUCUUUGCUGAAACGGUAGAAAGGUAGAAGUGACAGCUCUUGGAGCGGCGGCCGAAUUUCUCGCUAUCAUUCAUAUUAUACAUAACCUUCGCUUUCCGGGACCUGUCCUUGUUCGUCGGGCAAUUCUACGAAGUUGCCUUCGAUGGAAAGAUGUGCGCCCUGUGUCGGUGCUUCUCAAGCUGCUUCAGAUUUUCAACUGUUCGCAAUGUGAAAAGAUCCGCUGGACGGUUAAUUAUGGGUUGACUUCAAACGCUGAAACAUCUUCAAGGGCAAAAAAAGAAAGCCACAAGAAAAAUAUAACAUGUUCGAAAUCAAUAGUCCAAGAGAUAUGGGGCGUCAUUUGAGAUCCAGUCUGACUACUCCUAGAAAAAUUGUGAUUGCUUUUCUAGUCUUACUAUGGCUCGCAUCUGUUUGUGAGUCGGCGUUUCAACAAUCUACUUGGACGUCAACCCAGUCGUCAGCUGGGCAGCUAUCCAGCAACAGUUCGUCGAACGCAGCGAUCAACAACGCAACAAUGUCCAUAUCCAAUGGAACAGACAGCAAUGUUUCGGCAGUUGCUGUGACAGCAUCAGUUCUUCCUGCCCAGCCAGCAGACCCUGUUCUUCCACAGAAGGAAUCUGCUGAAGAAGAGCAUCACUCCAGCAUGACUAUAUUCUUCGCUCUCAGCGUGAUAGCGGUGUGCAUAUUGAUGAUUCACUUUUUGAUCCAGGCCAACUUCGAAUUCCUUCCAGAAAGUGUUGUUGUUGUACUCAUCGGUGCCUUGAUAGGCCUAUUUUUGAAGCUGAUCUCAAGCCAGCACCUUGGAAACUGGCAGAAAGAAGAGGCUCUCAGUCCAACUAUGUUCUUCCUUGUUCUGCUGCCACCCAUAAUCUAUGAAUCAGGGUACAACUUACACAAGGGUAACUUUUUUCAAAACAUUGGCUCCAUCCUAGUAUUUUCUAUUGUUGGCACAACCAUCUCUGCACUGGUUAUUGGGGGUGGUGUUUACUUGCUUGGCUUGGCUGACGUAGCCUACAAACUGGACUUCACUGAAAGCUUCGCAUUUGGCUCUCUUAUUUCCGCUGUGGAUCCUGUGGCAACCUUGGCCAUCUUUCAUGCUUUGGACAUAGACCCAGUGCUCAACAUGUUGGUAUUUGGCGAAAGCAUCCUCAAUGAUGCUGUCUCUAUUGUACUUGCCACAACCAUAUUGGAGUCAGGAAGCCCAAGCAUGGUUUCACUGACGACAGGUCAACUUGUUUUACAUGGCAUCCAGCGUUUCUUUCUUGUUUUCUUCUGCUCUGCUGCUAUUGGAGUGAUCUUUGCCUUGGCAGCAGCUCUUCUGCUCAAGUAUAUAGACCUCAGGAAAAAUCCCUCGCUUGAGUUUGGAAUGAUGUUAGUAUUUGUCUAUGCUCCUUAUGGACUUGCGGAAGGCAUACACCUAUCAGGGAUCAUGGCUAUACUCUUCAAUGGGGUCGUCAUGUCUCAUUACACCCACUUCAAUUUGUCUUCAGUGACUCAGAUUACCAUGCAACAAACACUACGGACUAUUUCACUUAUUGCUGAGACUUCAGUGUUUGCCUACCUGGGUCUGGCCAUAUUCAGCUACCGACUUAUCAUCAAGCCUUCUCUUAUAAUAUGGAGCAUUGUUCUAUGUCUGAUUGGACGAGCGGCAAACAUAUACCCGUUGUCUUUUCUGAUGAACUACUUUAGAGAGCACAAGAUUACCAAAAAAAUGAUGUUUAUUAUGUGGUACAGUGGACUCAGAGGUGCCAUUGCAUAUGCUUUAGCUAUGCAUUUGGACUUUGAUGAUGAGAAGCGCCACGUGGUUGUGACGACGACUCUCAUUAUAGUGCUGUUCACAAUAUUGGUAAUAGGAGGCUCCACAAUGCCUCUCUUGAAGUUCUUGAAGGCGGACAAACAGACAACUAGAAAAAAGCGCCGAAGAGCACGCCAAGUCACUCUUAGCAAAACCAAAGAAAUGGGUCAAACUAUUGAUGCAGAUCAUUUAUCUGAACUGACAGAAGAAGAAUAUGAGGUCAACUUCAUGAAGAGCAACAUAAAAGGCUUCAUUCUGCUGGAUAUAAAGUACCUCAUUCCUUUCUUCACUCGCCGAUUUACACAAAAGGAGGUGCAAGAUGGCAAAAUCCAAAUGACUGACCUAACCAACCAGUGGUACCAAGCCAUCCGGGCACCCAUUGAUGAAAGUGAAAAUGAAGAUUCUGAAAUCAAUGGCGUUUAAGAUGGCUUGCUGUUAUACUCCCUUCAUUAUGGAUGUGAGGAGAUGCUGAUAUUUUUUCUGAAUCUGCUUUGCAGUGUGUGGCAAGGCAUUUUGCUUUGCUUGCUUUCUUUUGAACAAAAUAAUUCAUCAAUUUCUUGUUUUAUAUGUUGGGUAUCAGAUGUGUGCUGUGUUAUGCAAAUAUUGUAGUAAGAAUUGAUGGAAAGCAUGUGGGAAAACACUUUGACAAAAAUGCAUGCAUAUUUAGUGUGUUCAAUAUUUUGCUGACAUUCCACUUAGGACAACUAUUUUUUUAGCCAGAAGAUUCCCGUGUUACACAUUUAUCUAAAAGCAUAUCACUGAAUUUAUGCUUUGCAUAAAAUAUAGUGUAAUCUGCAUGUAACAUCACCAUUUAAACCAUAAAAUCAAGUACAGUUGGUUCCCUCAAUGUACUUGCCUACUGUUUAAAAACAAACUGCUUGAAGAAAAAUGUAAGACAUACUUCCAAGACUUGCCUCUGGUGCAAAUGGCACUACAAGGCUAAGUUCUUUGCAUAGCAGCAAUCUUGAAAAUGAUCUGCAUGCAUACUUGUCGAGAAGCUGACAAAGCUAGUACUAUCAGCAUUCACAUUUAAGGAAGAAAAUCAGUUAUGGAGGGUGUGUAAUAUGUUUUAAAAACAGCAUCAAAUAUAUGAGUACAGAUGGUGUUUCAUGGAAAAUAUGUUGCCCAUGUUGCCUUGGCUAGAUAUGCACUAUUAAAAAAUGAGAUUCAUUUACCUAAAUUAUGCUUUUCUGAUUUUGUGUAUUUAUGCUUCUUAAAACGCCUCGUAAAUGUAAGGCGUCUACCCUACGUGUAUGGUUGAUAGUGAUAGUAUGAUACCGCUUGAGCAGCAGCCAUACAGCUGCCACUACGAACUGUCUUGCACAUUGCUGUGUAGUUUGGUCACCACUUCAACAAUUUGCAUUCUUGUGAGUAUACUUGCAUAAAGAGAAUGGGAUUAGUUAUAUUACAACUAACACUAUAGUCAUGAACAAAUGGGAUUCCUAUUGGGUGUACCAGUGUCCAUUAUGGUGUGCCUAAGCGCUGCAGUUAGGAUGCAAUCUCAGUUAUUUUCAAUUUUUUUAAUGUAAACUCUUGGGAAUGUCCUAACUGAUGUAAAUACUUCAAUGUGAGUCAUACCUUUCCUUAUAACUACAAAAUGGCAAGUAGAAAAUAGCAUGUUAUCGGUUCAUACAUGCAUAUGUACAGUGUUGUUGGCAGCCAAAAAGUGGAAAAGAAUAUUUGUAUUGGCUUCCAAAACAUCUAGUUUCAUACAUGCUUGAGUGGGAGGGCCCACAAAUGUUUAUUCUGCUUGUGUUGAUCCUCUACUCCCAUCAUUGUCUUUUUUGUAUUGCUUCAAGUUGUAUGCCACACAAACCAACUCGCCCAAAUCAACAAUUUGUUGCUAUCACAAACACCCUGUUGGGGAACAAGGAGGGGAUGCCAUUUGUGCCUGCAAGCUGCACACCUGAAGCCCGACUAACUGCUUGUGUUAUAAUAUUAUUGCCAUAAUUUUAUUGCCAGCUUGCAGUAAUUAACGGAGCCAAUGCACAAUAGAAGAAAUUUGAGAGACAAGAGCAAUUGAGUUGAAAAGUCAUAAAAUUUACUCUUAAUAAUUACACGUAGUUUUAAAACCUAUGAAUUACUAUUUUAAUUGACAAGGGGCCGAUUGGAAGUUGUAGACAACCAGUGUAAAAAACUUCGAAGAGGGUGUUCGAUGCAGGAAGAGAUAAAUCGGCUGGAGGUUCUCUUAGGGAUAUGGCUUGAAGAAAACCUUAAAGGCAUGCAGAAAAUGAAGAAAAAAGGAUUGUUAAGAACUUUAUUUCUAGUUCAUAACUAGGAGAAUAGCACAUGAGAUUCAGUCCCGCCAAAAGCUCUGCAUUGUGACCCACAAUCAAUGGCUGCCUCACUUAACACCAGAAGUGCAGCCGGAGUCAGCAGUCCAGUGGCUGGCCACCAUGUAUACUCACGUACCAGAAGAGCUGGCAAGAACUGCAAAUAUUCCAAGAUGGCAUGGUGUCUGACAGAAAAAAUAGCGAGAUGUGAUGUUGCUAGGUAUUCUUGCACACAUAGCAGAUGUUUUCAUACACUAGCAGCCUGUGUGGCCCUCUUAAUAAAGCAAUUCUAUUUUUACUCUUACUGUACAGGCAGACAGUGAUUAUCACAUGUUAAUUAACCAAAUAAUGGCAUAAAACAAGAAAUGUGCUUUUGCUUUGUAAAUAAAUUAGUCAGAUGAUUGAACUGAUUCUUCAUGCUAGUAUCAAGGUAAAAUAAGCAUGUUCGCUCUAGUGCUUUCAGUAGUACUGGCGACUCGUGGUAAUUAAAGCUUUCAAAUAAUGCAAACGAAAUUAAAUAUUUGGUUGUUUGCAAUGUUUCCAAUCUAUCUUAAAGCAUCCCAAUUCAAAUUUUUCUAUUGGCCAACUUUGGUUGAUUCAAACAUUGUUUGUUGAUGCCUGGAAAUAUCUGCCAUCAUUGUUGCUUCUAGCUACAUUCACAUUUUUAUAACACUAACCGUCGCAAAUUAAGCUGAUUGCCUGCACAUAAAACAGCUCAACUAGCCAAACUGUGUUAACCUGCCAUCGCUUGCAGACUGAGGAAGAAGACAGAAGAAACCAAGGCGGCCUGGCCUAGGUCUUUUGCAUGUGAAACGAUUUUAGUCACAUUUGCUGCUGUACACUAAAGUCAUGCAGGAGCGCAUCCUAAAAAUUGGAGUGGCUGCAAGCUGUCGUGAAAAUCAGUGCAUUUUGUCUCAUUUUGACAAUUGUAGGCACUCAUUGUAUAAUAACGAGUACCUGCAUGAUCGCUGACAUCUUAAACUUUACUGGCAGUCAUGCUGAGCCAUAAUCUAUGAUGUAGCUACAACAGGGGGAAACAAUGAACACCCUAACAUCAGUCGGUAUGCUUUCUCAGCCAUAUUUAUGAGAUCUUCUGAUAAUUCAAACAAAAUCCAGAGGUCUUGUGGAGCUUUAAUUAAGAAGUUAAUUGUAUCUUGUUUUCUUUUAUCAUUGCUGCAAUUUUUUGCUGGGAUAGGUUGUGUUAUGAAAUCAAGAGCACAUGGGUCUCACGAUUUAUCAUGUGUUCUUAUGUAUGGAAUGGGUCAUAAUGAAAGUUUGCCAUUGUUAAGACUAUGCAGACUCUUGUCAUGGCUUUCUUUCUCUAGUGCCAUGGAGGUUCUUGUUAUGUGUAAAGACACCUGAACUAUGCACAUAAAAAAAUUCACAGCACUCUGUCAGCUGCAGUAUUCAUCUGGUACUAUUUGCUAUAGCAGUUAUGAUGUAUAUUAAUUUCUUUUUUUCCCCCUUUGUUGUGCAUUCCUGUGCUUAGAUGGAAUGUCAAAUAGCUGUGUCAGCUGUAUUGAGGGACUGCUCGCUUUUGGCAGCCUUACAAAAUAACAAUGCAUUCUUAAUGUCACAAAUCUGGUGUUAUAUAUGUGUGUAUAUAUAACUAAUCGCAGAUGGCUAUUUUUGAGCAUUUGUGUAAAAAAUCAUGCCUGCAGAGUAAGUAACAAAAAAUGCUUCUAGAAGAAAAUUGGGGUACCCAUUAUAGUUUGCAGUCCUUUUUUUAUAUUUGCAUUGUAUUUAAAACAAAGCCUUCUGUUUAUGGCUGCUUUUCCUAAUGUGAGCAGGGAAGACAGUUUUACAGAAUAGAACAAAUUUGUUUAUCACUUUGUUAUCUUUUUAUGUCCCACCAGGCUACUGUGGUGGCAAUAAUAGUGCCUAAAAGAGAGGCAGUGCUCAUGUGCAGUAAACAGCAUAUUAAAUGUGGCUAUUUUUUAUUGCUGGUAAAACUCAUUGAAUGCAGACAAGUCUCAAUUUUCACAGGCUUGUUGUACUUGAAAAUAAAUGCCUGUACUUUAAAUGAACAAAUUUGCUACGACCUCCUAAAGGAAAAUUUUCAGGUGGGGAAAAAGAUAUUAUUGGUUGUGUAAUCAGGAUGUGUAGUGCUGCUAAUCUGAUGGGAUAGAGGGAGUUAUUAUUUUGCAAGGAUAGUUAUUGACUACAUACCAGUGAAAAUGUCCUGACAUUACUCAUCCAAAGGACAAUCUUAAUGGAUUAUUUAUUCAUAUGUAACAUUUUCUUUGAAAUAGACCUAAUUGAAAACUUGAGCACUUAGUGAUCAGAUGCUACUAUUUUCUUGACAGCGGUUUUUCUGGAAAGUGUUUUUUGCAAACGAAUUUUUGGAAUAAAAAAAAAAUUACCUUUGUAUGUGUGCAACCACUUCCCAAAAAACCUGCAUUUUCAUUUGUGUCAUCUGUUUUAACAUAGCUGAGUGUGGUAUCUUUCAGAGAAAGAACCUUUAGUGCCAAAACUUCUGUGACAUGUCCCAAAUCAUGUUAUAUUUUGUUUUAUGAUCAUUGCCUGUUGCCUACUCAUAUUGGGUGCUUCUUAAUUAACUGAGUACCCUUCAUUACUACUUUGUUGAAGUGGCCUUUUUCAUGAAUUAGAUGAGAAUGUCACUGUUAGUCUCUUACAUGUGUACCAAACUGCAGUUGUUAUGACAUUUUCAUGAACUAGAAAGACAUUGUCAGUGUUGGUAUCAUUAUACGUGUAACAAACUGCAGUCGAUCAUGACAUAUUUCAGUCUGUAUGCAAAUCAGUCAUGUCACUAGGAGAAGCUGGAUCAUCCCAGGUACAGCACUCGAGGGUGAGCAGCUGGCCACUGAAAUGGGGUUGAUAAGCGUAAUGGCAAGAAAAAAAGUGAAAAAGCACUGCACACUUUCUGCUGAAUGGAAUAACUGUGUGCUUUCUAAAAAAAAUAAAAGUAAUCAAAAUUUGUUGGAGGGGGCCGUAAGCAAAGCUUAAUAAUUAGGAGUGCUAUAGAAUAUGGUAUUUAAGUGGAAUAUGUAGACGUCAUCCCUGAGAAGUGUAUUCAAUGUUUUGCCGAUACUGCCUCAUAGUGCUUGUUCUUAAUAUUGUAGAAAUAUUUUUCUACUGAGGCCAGCUAAUUUAGUGGAUAGCACAAAAUUCGCACAACUUUGUGGAUUAAUUUUUUUUUGCUCAAGCUCUUUUAAAAUGCAACACAUUGUACUGAGACUGUAUAUUCCUAAUCUACCGGUCUACCAUUUCUUCUCUUUUUUUUCUUCUAACAAGCUUCCUUGUUCUGAGACGCCUUUUUCAACAUCACUCAGAAUUGUUGGUAACCUGUUCUUGUAUGUAGCCAAGUGUCUGUGCAUGGGAUAUGUGCACUACAUUUCAGGAAGGAAUUAAAAUAAUGCUAGCUGCAAAACAAACUUCAUGCGGAAAGAAGUUGCGAAGAUAAAAUUGUAUUUAGUUUUGUUGCCUAAAAUAGGAGGGGUCACAGUUAGCCACUGCCCUGGAUGCUCCUUGUCCUAAUAACACUAUAGAUGGAGAUGGUGUUAUUCACUGAGAUGUGUGAUUAUAUUAUUUAAGGCUUAUUGGGCUAUGGUAUGUAAAAGUUGGUACACAAUACAAUGGACUAAAUUGUUUUUUUUUAAUUUGAGAUAGUUAUCUCUACUUUUAUACUUCAAUAUUGUGCUAGUAGUGCUUUGGAAAAUGUGUGAUUAUAAUGAUAAAGGAUUGGUGUUUUGGGGUAAACCAGGUAAUGUGUUAAUGGCUGAAUGCUGUUUACUACUUUUGAGUCACAGAUGUGCUGCAUAUUUAUGUUAGGUAAGGAUUUUAUGUAGAUUUACAUCUAUUGCCAUCUGCAUUGUGCUCAGUCCUCUGCUUGCCUAUAUCUCUGACUCCCUAAUUCUGCAUAUUGGUAUAUUGUGGGCUACCAUGAAGGGAAGCUAGAUUGUGUGAUAAGACAGAGAUAUCACAAUAGUUUUAUAUGGUAGAUGGUCAAAAGCUCGGGCUAUUCACAGCAUGCUGAUGUUUUGUGAGAUCAUAAACUAUUUAUGCUUCUACCUGAUGUAUCAAACGAAGGCAGUGAAGCUUUUCAAUAGACAGGUGAUGUUCUUUGGGCCUAAUGCAAGAAAAGGGGAGAAGUUUUUAAUGUAUAAUUUCAAAAUAGAAGGCGUACUGCAAGGUGCCUCUUACAUUAUUUACAUUUGUGCUUCACUUUUGUGAGGAGCCAAUUGGAUUGCUUCAAGGUUACUAAUAUGUUGGUGUUUCUUCUUUCAAUUGUUUAAUUAGAAAAUGGCCUUGUGUUUAGUUUCAUAUGCAUAACAUAGGAUGAUCAAGAGUGUUGUAUGCAAUGCCAGUUGUCAGUAUCAGGUCACCUGAUAAGUACUAUGCGCGCCAAAUGAAACCCGUACAGCAGCAAGCUUUUGUAAUGGUAUAGUGCGUGCCAUUUAUCACCAUAGACAGGCCUGCAUAUAUCCGCAGAGCUGCCAAACAGGAUGUGCUCACCUGUCAAUGGCGAUAACUGGAUGGCAUACACUACACUAUCGGAAAGGCUCGCUGCUGUUUGGAUUUCAUUGGAUGCGAAUAGUAAAUUCAUUUGACUGCUAUUGUUCAAUACUGACUCCAUGCAUUUAUUACACUGCGAUUGUGGUAAGGUGGUAGACAAAUCAAUUGUGGCAAGGUAAAUUACAUAGCACUCAUAAGAAAAUCAUGUAUGAUACACUACAAAUUUUUCCUUUUGAGCAACAUUUCAGUGAUGCCUACCACUAGAGAAUGCGAGCUUUUUUAGAGCACUUUUUCUGCUUUAUAACCAGUUUAAUUAUUGGUGUGAUAGCAAAUAAAUGGACAGUCUCCUCUGAUUUUGCCAUCGCCGCGAAGUCCCCGAUAUGUAUACGUACUUACCCUUAUAUAAAGAAAAAUAAACCUGUUGUAAAAAAAAGGCACAGUUUCGCAAAAGGGCAAAGCAAUGAAUACAAUAGCAACAUAUUCGAAUGUUUUACAAAGCAAGGCUAGACUUUUUAGAAGCAGUAUAAAUUGUAGCAAACAUGCACAUGCUAAGUAACCAGGUUUCUUUCAGUGCAGCCACAGUAGAUGACCACAAUAGGAUUUAUGCCUAGUGACAGCGUUAAUAUACAAAGUGAGGCUGGCAGUCAACUCAUUUAGAUUCGAGCUCAUGAACUCUACAAAACGCUGGUGUAAGAGAACACGGCCGCUCCAGGUACACUUUUGGCACCGUGUUAUUGUGUUGAGAGCGUAGCUCGUAGAGGCUUCUGCCUGCUGUGAAGGCACAAGCCGCGUUAGCGUCGUGGCAACCAUAAGUGUGCCCCCCCUCUCUGUUUGUUCAUGGGAUAAGCGUGCGUGCAGAUGACCCCGGCUGGAAAGGCAAUGUUCGCUCCACAGAAAAAGGAGAAGAGGCUAGCGCAUCCUUCCCGGUAUAUAUAUAUAGAUAUAUAGACAUACAUACAUACAUAUACAUUUACGUGAAUCAUGGGGGCGGCGGCAAAGACCAGCCGAGGCUGUCUAUAUAAUUGCUAUCGCAAUAAAAUUCCAAAGCAACAUAUCGAGGAUUGGAACCUACGACCCCUCACUCCACAGGCCGCUGUGCUAGCCAAUACAGCCACGCACCAUGCUUGCACCUGUGCUAUUACGGUGAGCUAUUCAUGUGCACCAUUUACCACUCGUCGCACGCAGAUCUCGAAGAAGCUUCAGCGUAUUUUCUAUCAUCAUAGCUUUUACAUUUUUUUUUCAGAGAGAAAAAUGCCCUUGAGACACGCACGAUAAAAUGGUCCCUUUAUGUACCACUCAUGAUCUAAAAGAAAAAAAAACAAAGCGCACUCUUGGCAUCAAAUUCCACCACGUGGCAGGAAAUUCAGAGGGGUCAUUCCAAGUGCCACAGUUUAAAAGAAAAAGCAAAUGGAGUCAGCUUCUGCAUUGUAGACGUUUGCAGUGCGUUCCUCAAAUACAAAUAUGUAAUAACUAUGACAGUUCUUAGUUCACACUUGUCCUGAGUAUACCUAUGCGUUCUUUUCAACUAUUCUUUUUUGUGAUGCAGCGGCGUGCUGAAAGUAUUGAGCUGCUUCUCGUUCUUGAAGAGAUAUUUUCAUUUCUCGCUAUCGCAUUCACGGCUUCGUCCAAAUGGCGAAACUGCAGUGACUUUUUCAGAAUACUGCUUUUACUGCUCUGUAUCUGCAUGGUGCAUUGGGUGUUCUCUUUUAUAAACCGUUUCUUUCUUACUUAAUUUAUGACUUAUUAAAUCUAUAUUUGUUAUGAAAUAUAGGAAAUGUGUGUACAUGUCAUACUGUGAUUUUGUUAUAUAUAUAUAGUGUAGGCAACUUCUCGUACUGAAGGUUUUAGCGUCCUGCAUUAAUAAAUAUUAUAGUUAUUAGAAUAAAUUGGAAGACAACUUUUAGGUUAGUGAGGUUGGACAGCCUGUUUAUGAUAUUUAUUUAUGUAGCAAAGGUUUACCAAUAAAUGCAUUUUCAUUUUGUGAAUGCUGGGUUUUUGAAUUGACAUUGUAUAUAGCAAUGACGACACUAACAUCCUUACAAGGAAGAGCUGAACUUUUGUAUAACAAAUGAUGCCAUAACGCAGCUGUAUUGUGAUGCGCUAAUGUAAUGUAUGGGGCAUACAGGUGCCUCUGUGAUUAAUAUUGUUUUGCAUUGCUUUUUUUCUGUAAUCUUCAGAACAAUUAAUGAGUGUCUAAAGCUGCUAGAAAGCAAUGCAUAUGAUAUAACAUCAUAACACUCUUGUGGUGAUUUAUUUAUAUACUAAUAAAGAUGUGUUUCAUUUGUAAA